Molecule: messenger RNA, 318 nt
Organism: Cetraspora pellucida
Lineage: Eukaryota; Fungi; Glomeromycota; Glomeromycetes; Diversisporales; Gigasporaceae
Source: the annotation of a GenBank genome assembly
AUGCUAAUUGCACAGAUCUUUCCCAUAAUCUCAGUAUAUUGUCUCCGUGGAGGGCAGUAUGCAUAUAGAGGAAAUGUUAUUAACUUUCCUCAAGAUGUACGAGAAUUUAUAACACGUCUCCCUUGUCAUCCAUCAUCAUUAGAUGUACUUGUUGUGCGAAGACAUGCAACAAGUGGUUCAUCAUAUAGAGAUUUUCAACUAAAAACAAACAAUCGGUAUUACACCAACAUUAUCAUUGACAAUGAAGUGCUGCAAUCAUUACCUGAAAAUGGUCCUAUCGAUACCUGUCUUCAACAGAUUCAAAGCAUAGAAGACUAG